UUGGCUCGUUGUGAGGGUUUUCACCCGAUGACCGAUAGGAUAUAAAAUCGUAGUGAGACUAAACUCCGGUAUAUAGAAAUCUACAACAAAAUGGCGGACGACAUCAGAGCAGGCGGUGAUGAAGAGAAAGGUAUUCCUGUACUGGCUAAGGAUACGUUGGAUGUCGACCUUACACACAGGCAAAUUGAAAAGAUUGAAAACAUAGGACACUUGGAGAAUAUAGAGACAUUAUGUUUUCGACGGAACAAGAUAAGCAAGAUUGAGGGCUUAGAAAAUUUGAUUACUUUACAAGAGCUGGACUUUUAUGAUAAUGAAAUUCAGAAGAUUGAAAACUUGGAGUUACUUGUUAAUCUGAAGAUUUUAGAUCUUUCAUUCAACGCAAUAAAGGUGGUGGAGAAUCUUUCAGCUUUAGUUCAAUUGCAGAAACUAUUUUUGAUUGAAAAUAGUUUUACUAAAAUUGAAAACUUGACUACAUUGUCAUCCCUAACUAUGCUUGAGCUUGGAGCAAAUAGGAUUAGGGUCAUCGAGGGCUUAGAUUGCUUGGUAAAUUUGGAAAGCUUAUUUCUUGGUAAAAACAAGAUCAGUAAACUAGAGAAUCUUGAUAGUCUGAAAAACCUGAGACUCCUCAGCAUUCAAAGUAAUCGUAUCACGAAGCUUGAAGGUCUUGAUAAUCUGGAAUGUUUAGAGGAAUUAUAUAUUAGCCAUAAUGGGAUUACUGCCAUUGAGGGACUUGAAAAAUUGGUCAAUCUCACAACUCUGGACUUGGCUUCAAACAAAAUCACAAGGAUUCAGAAUGUUAGUCAUUUGACUAAACUAGAAGAUUUUUGGUUUAACAACAAUCUUUUGGAGUCAUGGAAGGAUCUUGAUCAAUUAAAGGAAAUAGAAACUCUAAACACUGUUUAUUUCGAAGGCAACCCCAUUGGUAAGGAUGUCAAUUACAGAAGAAAAGUAAAACUAACUUUACCAUCUGUUAAGCAGAUCGAUGCAACUUUAACAGGAUAAUAGAGCUGUACUGUAUAACUUUGUAAAUUAUGUAUUAAUAGUUUAAUUGAAAAUAUAGAAAGCACAACUACGAUCAGGCUUCCAUGUGCCAAGAAAAACAACAAUUGGUAGAUAUAGGAGUUAUAUAUUUCUGUUAUAUAUAUAUAUUUUUGGCAAUAUAUAUUUAUGUUAUUUAGAAAUAAGAUUUAGUGGCUGGUAAAAAACACCAAUUAUACUGAUAAUUCAGGAUCACAGAUCCCAGGAGACUAAUUUUUAGAUAAAUUAUUUUUUGUCAUUUAUCAUAUAAAUAU
This is a messenger RNA of Dendronephthya gigantea, 1292 nucleotides long. Its product is annotated as protein phosphatase 1 regulatory subunit 7-like. Gene Ontology annotation, molecular function: protein binding. The record is from RefSeq and is a predicted model, not a curated record. The transcript has 9 exons. NCBI's taxonomy places the organism in Eukaryota, Metazoa, Cnidaria, Anthozoa, Malacalcyonacea, Nephtheidae. Bases 91 to 1002 code for a protein of 303 amino acids.